This is a messenger RNA of Coffea eugenioides, 627 nucleotides long. Its product is annotated as caffeic acid 3-O-methyltransferase-like. Gene Ontology annotation, biological process: methylation. Gene Ontology annotation, molecular function: O-methyltransferase activity; S-adenosylmethionine-dependent methyltransferase activity. NCBI's taxonomy places the organism in Eukaryota, Viridiplantae, Streptophyta, Magnoliopsida, Gentianales, Rubiaceae. The record is from RefSeq and is a predicted model, not a curated record. The transcript is spliced from 3 exons. The coding region runs from base 73 to 627 and encodes 184 amino acids.
AGGGCGCAUGGUACACAUGCAUUUGAAUUUCUUGGAAGCGACCCCAGAUUCAAUGAGGUAUUCAACAAGGCAAUGAUCCACCACACAGCUAUCGUCAUAAACAGAAUGCUUGAACGGUACAAAGGUUUUGAGCACCUCAAAACUUUGGUAGAUCUUGGUGGUGGUCUUGGAAUGAACCUCAAUAUAAUCACAACUAAAUACCCUAGUCUCAAGGGUAUUAAUUUUGAUUUGCCACAUGUUAUACAACAUGCACCAGCCUAUCCUGGAGUUGAACAUGUUGGAGGAGACAUGUUUGAAAGUGUUCCACAGGGGGAUGCCAUUUUUAUGAAGUGGAUACUUCAGGAUUGGGAUGAUGAUCAUUGCUUGAAGUUGCUGAAAAAUUGUUACAAGGCUCUACCAGACAAUGGAAAGGUAAUAGCUGUUGACACAAUUCUUCCCGUGAUUCCUGAUAAUAGUUCACGCGACAAAGCUAUUUGCCAAACAGAUCUUAUAGUGGUGACUCAAUAUAAGGGAGGAAUUGAGAGAUAUGAAACAGAGUUUCUUGCCCUGGCUACUGCUGCUGGAUUUAAAGGCAUAAGUGUGAAAUGUUUUGUAUGUAACUUGUUGGUCAUGGAGUUCUAUAAGUAG